Molecule: messenger RNA, 1350 nt
Organism: Sporothrix brasiliensis 5110
Lineage: Eukaryota; Fungi; Ascomycota; Sordariomycetes; Ophiostomatales; Ophiostomataceae
Exons: 1
Coding region: 1-1350 (449 amino acids)
Source: RefSeq, a predicted model, not a curated record
AUGUCCUCGACGUCCAAAGCCACUCCUGACGAGGCAGCUCCAGCUUCCGACGUCAUCCUCAACGACGCGCUUCCCGAAGUCGAUGCUGUUGUUGAUACCGAGGACGUGCCCGAAGACGACAGUGGCGAUCUUUACAGCGACGGUGAAGCCUCUUCCGAGGCCGAAUUUGCUGUCGCCGUUGCCGAGGACAACCAAACUAUCGAUGUGAACGAUACAACACAUGACACCGAAGCUGACGGUGUUGAUGAACCUUAUGAGGCUCCUAACAGUAGCGUCCAUGAUGCUGGCAGUGGCGGCAAUGCUGAAGACGCUGGCGCUGCCGGCGGUGUCAGUGAGGGCAAGGCCGAGGUCAAGGAAGGCUCUGCAGUGGCGCCGCCAUCGUCAUCGGAUGAAACAGCACUCGGCACAGGCGACACUGAGUCUGCUGCACAAGGUACUUUAGAGAGUCCACAGCCUGAUGCUGACCAAAGAGAUACAGCUGACGCCGUACAUGCGUCUUAUGCCUCCGCUGCUCCUCUUGAUGCAUCGCCUUCUUCCGCCUCGCCUCUGGCUGAGACAAAGAAUGCUGAAUCGCUUCUUCCAAACAAUGUCAAUGAAAUUAAUGACACCGAAGAUGUCAGAAGAGAGGCAGUCGAUGCCCUCAAUGUUGACUUGACUGCCGCUGAUGUUGAUGUUGUUGCCGAGGAUGCUCCUUCCGCAGUCCCUGCCGUGGCCAGAUCCCCGUCUCCUCUUCCUUACAUCGACGAUAUCGCCAUGCUCGACACGGGAGAGCCAGGCGAAAUUCUCCCAGGCUGCCCUACUGAGUCGUCGUUUACGUCCUCUCUCCAGCCUCAAGCCACAUCGGCCGCUUCGGUGGACGCUGACGAAAAGGCUCAUGUCUCGGAGAAUGGCAGUGGCCCGGGAUUAGAUUUUGACAAGAUGAUAGAUGCUAUUUCAGCCGAUGCUGCUAAACCGCCUGCAGGUGCAUCACAGGCUCCCAUUGGAGCACCCAAAGGUCCUUCCAAGCCCUUCCCACGACCUCCCACUGGUCCUGCUAGUAUGACUGGGAGACACCAAAACAACCCUAACCUCCCGAAGCCACCCGGUGUAGCCGUGCCUGGAAGUACUGGCGGUGCAGCUUUCCUGGCUGCUCCUCCGCAGCUCCCAGCCGGCGGUGGUGGCAGACGCGGUCAAACUGCUCGUGCUGCCCAGGGCCAGACCCCGGCUGCUCCUCGACAAGCGAAUAAUACGCGUGAAAAGGCCGCUGUAGACCGGGCCUAUCAAGCGUUUCUGAAUGAAGAGAAGAUACAUGUUGCAGAGGGUAAAUGGGAGGCGUUUCCUGAAGGCUCGCGCAUGUUUGUUGGUAUGUAG